AUGAAGCCCUCACCUAUUCGAUUCCUCGUCUCGCGACACCUGUGUGUCUGCCGAUCUCAUCUCCCAGCGACCGCCGCCCGCGUGCAACCUUUCCUCCGCCUCAGUCUUGCUCGCCGCAAUGCAAGCUACAGCGCACCCGCAUCACCAGCCUACUGCAGUGGCGAGGAGCUGAAGCGCCGCCAUCAGUCCAAGCCGGCCGACGAUGGCGACCCGAAGUUCGAGCGCGCGCAGACCAUGAAGCGCAUGCGUUACAGCGCGUUCGGCAUUGCCUUCUGUGCCGUGGCUAUGUAUGGAGCUAUUCAGGCCUAUGAUCUGCCCAUUGCAACCGGCACCAGCAAGAGUAGCAGCAGCAGUGGUGGUUCCGUAACGCACAAUGAUGGGCCCGCACCUCCGAGCCCCGACAACGUCAUGCAGCAAGCCGAGCUGGUUCCCACAGGCACGACAUCCGUGCCUUUCUUCCCACGCACCAUCGAGCUCUCCUCGCCCGCCGCCACAUCCACCUCUCAGACAACACCCCAGCCCUCCCUCCCAGCCGGCACGGUCAGGCCAAACGACGACCCCGCCACGGGCAGCACCGAAUACCAGCUCCUCGGCCUCGGCAUCCGCACCGUGAGCUUCCUCUCCAUCCAAGUCUACGUGGUCGGCCUCUACAUCGCGACGCCCGACAUCGCCAAGCUACAGGAGCGGCUGAUCCGCACCAUCGACCCCGUGGCCACAACCCUGGUCCCCGGCGAGAAGGACCAACUGCGCUCCCUCCUGCUCGACCCCACGCGCAGCGAAGAGGUCUGGAACACGCUGCUGCGCGAGGCCGGCAUCCGCACCGCCCUGCGCAUCGUGCCCACGCGCAACACCGACUUCAUGCACAUGCGCGACGGCUUCGUGCGCGGCAUCACCGCCCGCGCCUCAUCCCCGCUCAUCGCUCAAGAUUCCCAGUUCGACCCCAACGGCACCUUCGGCAAGAGCCUCAAUGACUUCAAAUCCGUCUUUGGCGGCGCCUCGCGCAAGAAACUGCCGUUUGGGCACACGCUGCUGCUGGAGCGGGAUGUCCAGGGAGGGUUGCGCGUCGUCUGUGAGGAUUCGAAGCACGACAACGCGAGGGAGGUCAUGGGCGCCGUGGCGGAUGAGCGGGUGGCGAGGUUGCUGUGGCUGUGCUAUCUGGGUGGGAAGAACGUGUCGAGUGAGGAGGCGCGCAGGAGUGUCGUCGAGGGGUGUGUCGAGUGGACGGGAAGGCCGGUGGGGACGGUGGCUACGCAGGUCGUUUAG
Molecule: messenger RNA, 1263 nt
Organism: Cyphellophora europaea CBS 101466
Lineage: Eukaryota; Fungi; Ascomycota; Eurotiomycetes; Chaetothyriales; Cyphellophoraceae
Exons: 1
Coding region: 1-1263 (420 amino acids)
Molecular function (GO): intramolecular lyase activity
Source: RefSeq, a predicted model, not a curated record